This is a messenger RNA of Manis javanica (Malayan pangolin), 4556 nucleotides long. It is a transcript of the gene LRRC17, whose product is annotated as leucine rich repeat containing 17. Gene Ontology annotation, cellular component: plasma membrane. Gene Ontology annotation, molecular function: protein binding. The record is from RefSeq and is a predicted model, not a curated record. NCBI's taxonomy places the organism in Eukaryota, Metazoa, Chordata, Mammalia, Pholidota, Manidae.
AAAGUGGGAGAAACCUAUUUAUUGCUUACAAGCAGUCAUCCACUUCUGCUCAGCCAGGUCUCUCGUGACCCUAGCUGUAAAAAGGGACACCACCAAACCUCUCUGGUCCAGAUAUGCCCUCACUCCCCCUACCCUUGUAACCACCUAUAUAUCAAUACGGAGAUGGACUACUUCUCUCCACCCCUUGUAAACACCUAUUUAUGUGGGGAUACACUAAAGCUAGGAGAGAGAAUCUGGAAAUAUUGCAAUUUUACCCACAAGUAUAAACUUAGAUUUUUAUAAUUUUAAGUAAAUAGUAAGUAUAAAAGCAAGUGAAUUAAAUUUGUUUAACUGAUUUGACCAGAAUUUUUUGUUAAAUAAGUUGGGAUUUUUUUCUUCUGAAAAUACUAUAAAGAAAAUAUUGCACUCAGGCUCUGAAAUAAAUUUUUUAAUUAUUUAAUUUGAAAAAUAUUUUCAUUACGGCAAUCUGUUGAAUUAUUAAAAGAAUAAAUGGAAAUGGAAGAGGGAUGAACAAAAGAAACUAAUAUUAUUUUGCAUAAUGAUGUGAAAUACUUCACUGAGGUUUGAGACUUACAAAUUAAGGAAAAGAAACCUAUUCUUUACAUAUUCAGCCUAAUUUAAAUACCUACUAAGGAUGGGUAGGUGAUACAGCUAGGUGGUAGCUGUCCAGGUAUAAGUGCAUGUGUGGACAUUACUGAGCAGAGGGGAGGACAGCUUCACGUCCAAGGGAUGAGGCUGACUCAGCUCCAGCCUGUUGUUGCCAUUUGGGAAUGCAGGGCCAAUUUUGCUAGUUCUUCCAGUUUUUAAAGAGAAGCUUAAAGUCUAUAUUUUUAUGUGAAAACUCCAGAAUUUUAAAUAGUCCCAAAAUUUUAAGACAGACUUUGUCUUUGCACACAUGUCUGGCUACAGAGUCAUUAAUUCUAUUUGAAACCUCUCAUUAAACUUUAGUGUGUCUGAGAAUAUUUAUCCUUAGGACAUGUGUCUGCAUUGUGCAUUGCUGCUUCAAUACUUACCUUGUGGAAACUGAGGAGAACAAGAAGGUAAGUCACACUGGAGGGUGUUUAAGCACUCGGUGAGCUAGUGGGAAAGUACUAGAGAUGUAUCCUCAAAGGGGAGAGGGGUCAGUGGGACGUGUCAAGCACACGGAGUUAUUCCUAAAUUUGCAAAGAUUUUCCUCUGUGAUGAGACCACCUGUGUUUGCUAAUUGACACCCAUAUUGAAGUUAGGCUCCUACCCUCCUACCCAGACUAGGAGAUACUGAUGCUGUCUCCCUUGAUUACAUAUCAAAGGAUGUGUCCGGGGUCCUUGAGGAUGGCAUUCCUGGGUUGCAAAACUGGCAAGAAGAUUUUAAGAAGUUCACAUCUCAAAGGGAGCAAAGAAAGGAUGUACAAUUGCAACUUGUGUAAAGUAAAUGCUCUAAGAAAAGGGAGGUCAGGGCCUAGGGUCAAAAGCCUGUCUAAAGUUCAGUCAAGCUGAGGGAAUGUUGAGGCCCUCUCAGUCAUAGAAUGAUGGUAGAUGUUGAUGUUUAGCAAGCUACACAUCAGUGGAUCAUAAACAGGUGUAAAUUCUAGAUGUUUCAGCCCUCAGAGACCUCUCCCCCUUUCUCCCACAUCCUCCAUACUGCCUAGCGUACCUGGAAACAAUGGUAUGCCAGCGUGGUGGCAAAGUAAAAAUUCUGUGCAUCAAAGACCUAGGAGGGGAAACCAGUGCUGCCCCUGUAUUCCCUCCAGGGGAAUCUGCCUGCCUGGGUUUCUACCAAUGGUGCUUAUAACUGCACCAGUAACAUGAGCUUCCACCAGCUGUGCAACCUUGGGCACCUUUGACUCUUUGUUUCCAAAUGGGCAAAAUAAAUAUAUACCACAAAGCAAAUACAUGAGGACUAAAUCUCUGUGUAGAGCACUCAACACGUGGCAUAUAGUAACAACUCAAUAAAUGUAACUACCAGUAUUUCAGCCAGUUCUCAUUUGUGCCAUCAUAUUCUUAUAGAAUGAUAAACAUAUUUAAUAUCAAUAAAAUACACAGAGAGGUGGAAGAAGAGAAUCAUGACUUAAAUCUACCAAAAUAGAGCAGAAAACAAAGUGUCUGCAAAGUGUGAGGCAGUAACCCCUUCCAAAGCACCAUGUCCUACUUGCAUAAUUCCACCCUAUUUUCUGCCCAAUUUUCCUUAAUCUUAUUCCUUCAGAAAUAAAUAUUUCCCCGCACAGAUUUAAAAUCUUCAUGUUAUUUAGCCCAAGGACAUAAUGCAUAAAUCUUUGUAGUAUUUCCUUUCUUAUAUCUAUCACGUGUUACGUUUUACCCAAUACUAUUUACUUUUUGAAAGCCAACUUGAGAGCUAAUUGACUUUUCAGGCAGGAAGUUCUUUGUAAAUUCUCCCUCAAAAAGGUUUUCUUUUGUUUGUAUCUUGGUAGCAAUUCUAAAGUUUUCAGGAUUUGGACUCUGGUAUUGUAAUCGUGAAGUGGUCUGUUUUCUCAUCCAAUGAGCUCUGCCUGUUUGUGGAUGUGACACUGCAGUGGAAGGAAGCCAAGAGCCUAUAGUAGUGAUCCUGGGGCAAAUUUAAGCAGCUGUGGCCAUGUAACUUAAAACCUCUGCGAAGUGUGCUGCAGCCCGUGCACGGCGUUAGUAUAACAUGAGGGCUGGAUGUAGCCUGUUCUCCGGAGGACUUCCUCGCCUGCUGCAAGAAAGAGAGGAUUGAAGGACAAACCUGGGUGCAGAUGGAAAGGUCCAAAUAGAAGAUCUUGUGGCAUCCAUUCCCUAAAUUCAGGGACUCCACUGUACCUCAGCUGUGUCUCACUGUUCCUGAAUUUUAUUAGUUAGUCUAACCCAAACUUGGAUUUCAAAGGAAUACUUUCAUUGUUCCAGCUGUCGCACGGAGUAAUUGGGGCCAGCUGGCUGUCAGAAUGCGUGUGGUUGCCGUGGUAAUCCUUCUCUUCUUUUGCAAAGCUGCUGAGCUCCGCAAGACGAGCCCUGGGGUUGCGAGAAGCCUAGUGAGUCACCGCCCAGCGGGUGGGGGCCGGCGAGGCUCCAACCCAGUCAAACGCAAUGCACCAGGCCUCGCCUGCGAAGUGUACACCUACCUUCGUGAGAAAUACUUAGAUUGUCAAGAAAGAAAACUAGUUUAUGUGCUACCUGGCUGGCCUCAGGAUUUGCUGCACAUGCUGUUAGCCAGAAACAAGAUCCGCAUAUUGAAGAACAACAUGUUUUCCAAGUUUAAAAAGCUGAAAAGCCUGGAUCUGCAACAGAAUGAAAUCUCCAAAAUUGAGAGCGAGGCUUUCUUUGGUUUAAACAAACUUACCACUCUUUUGCUGCAGCACAACCAGGUCAAAGUCCUGACGGAGGAAGUGUUCAUUUAUACACCUAUCCUGAACUACCUGCGUCUUUAUGACAACCCCUGGCACUGUACUUGUGAGAUAGAAACACUCAUUUCAAUGUUGCAGAUUCCAAGGAACCGUAAUUUGGGGAACUACGCCAAGUGCGAAAGUCCACAAGAACUAAAAAAUAAAAAACUGCGGCAGAUAAAAUCUGAAGAGUUGUGUAAUGAAGAAGAAAAGGAACAAUUGGACCCGAAAUCCCAAGUGUCAGGGAGACCUCCAGUCAUCAAGCCUGAGGUGGACUCCUCCCUCUGCCACAACUAUGUGUUUCCCAUACAAACGCUGGACUGCAGAAGGAAAGAGUUGAAGAAAGUUCCAAACAACAUCCCUCCAGAUAUUGUUAAACUUGACUUGUCAUACAAUAAAAUCAACCAACUUCGACCCAAGGAGUUUGAAGAUGUUCAUGAGCUAAAAAAAUUAAACCUCAGCAGCAACGGCAUUGAAUUCAUAGAUCCUGCUGCUUUUUUAGGGCUCACACAUUUAGAAGAGUUAGAUUUAUCAAACAACAGUCUGCAAAACUUUGACUAUGGAGUAUUAGAAGACUUGUAUUUUUUGAAACUCUUGUGGCUCAGAGAUAACCCUUGGAGAUGUGACUACAACAUCCACUACCUCUACUACUGGCUAAAGCACCACUACAAUGUGCACUAUAACGGCCUGGAAUGCAAAGUGCCUGAAGAAUACAAAGGCUGGUUUGUGGGAAAAUAUGUUCGGAGUUAUUAUGAAGAAUGCCCCAAAGACAAAUUACCAGCAUAUCCUGAAACAUUUGAUCAGGAUCUGGAAGAUGAUGAAUGGGAAAAAAUACAUAGGGAUCACACAGCAAAGAAACAAAGUGUAAGAAUAACUAUCGUGGGAUAACUUAGAAGUUGUUCUGGUUGCAACUAGUUUUGUAUUUUCUAUACUGGUAUCAGAAACCAUAUGUUUACAUUUUGAUUAACUGGGUUGCCUAUUUAUGCAGGAUUAUCCAGCUGUUUGCAGAACAGCCUUUGAUGACUAUUUCACACUAGUACACUGCAGAAGUUCGGUCCUAACGAUGGCAUUAGAAUUUCAUAAUGUCCUGUAUAAAUGUUUUUACUGCUUUUGAAAAUUAAAAAAAAAACAUUUUUAUAUGCCCUUCAGUAGCUGCUUGUAGAUACCUAAAGAUGAUCAAAAUGAAAAGAUACAACUGCUUAGUAAUAAAAAUAUCAUUCU